This is a messenger RNA of Contarinia nasturtii (swede midge), 1439 nucleotides long. RefSeq names its product protein spaetzle-like. Bases 646 to 1260 code for a protein of 204 amino acids. The transcript has 2 exons. Gene Ontology annotation, biological process: central nervous system formation; regulation of Toll signaling pathway; innate immune response. The record is from RefSeq and is a predicted model, not a curated record. Gene Ontology annotation, molecular function: growth factor activity; Toll binding. Gene Ontology annotation, cellular component: extracellular region. Lineage: Eukaryota; Metazoa; Arthropoda; Insecta; Diptera; Cecidomyiidae.
GGUCACUAGAUGUAAAAGAUGUAAAAACGUAUGAGUGCACGUACCAGUUGGUUUUGCGUAUAGCGUCGGCUGAUAUUUUCUUACUGUGUAUAUGCAUAUCUGUUUUGACUAUAUGCAGAGAUAAAUUGUUCGGUGAAUUGAACACAGAAUCUCGCAGAAUUCGAAGUGAUUAUACAUACCACAGUUCAAUAGCACAAUAAACACCUAAUUCUUGGCAAAAAUCCCAAUGAAACCAAGAAAUUAUUGAAUUGUGAAUCUUGGUGUAAGCGUGAAAAUCAUUGGUUUGUCGUGCUCAAUCAAGACUUUUUGGAUCUUUUUUACAUGUUCAGUUAUUUUUUCAUGUAUUUCAUUGAAUUGAGCAAGUAACUCAAAAUUUCAGUUAAAACCAUUCAAAGGUUAUCAUCUUCAUUGCCCUUAUCUCCAUGUAUACCGCACAUACUGAUAUUUAACGAAGUUUGGUCCGCCCAAAAUUAAAUGCAUAUAUUCACUCUUUUAUUGACACAAAUAGAGUGAAGUUCAUAUUUAAUUUUUGCUGUGAUUUUUUUCAUUUUUUCAAAAGCUGACUUCAAAAGGCGCAGUUUUAGUUCGAAUAAAAAAAAUUGUGCAUUGGAAUUUGCCGAAGUAAACACAAAAUAAUUCGAGAACAUGUUGAGAAUUGGUGUUUUGAGUGUAAUUUACUUAAUAAUUGUGAGAGAACUAACAUCAUCCCGUAUCACAAAUACUGAUGAUAUAAUUCGAUUUCCCAGUGAACAAGAUUGUGUUACAACGAAUCGAAUUAUUGCAAAUGUGAAAGAUUGUGCUGAAAACAAUCAGACAUAUUGCACAAAAACCGAUAAUUAUCCAACUCGGAUUGUACAGCAGUUACUGGACCGCCAACCACAUAAAUAUGACGAUGUAUUUGGCAGUGAUAUGAUGACAGAAAUAGAAACCCGUUUUGAUCCGAAUCAGGAUGAAGUUGAAUUAUGCGAAACUUAUGAAGAUGUAAUUUUUCCGAUCAUUGGAACAAAUUCUAUGGGAGUGGAUCGUUUUAUCAUCAAUACACCAGAAAAGAAACAAGGUGUACGCAUUUCAAUGUGCGGAAACGCAGGAAUUGAAUGUAAUAUUUUGAACAAAAUAGUUGCAAAUGACUAUGUCACCACAUGUAAACAACAAUUCGUUUAUCGUGAGUUAGUCGCUUUGGGUGACAAUAACCAAAUUAUAAAAGAUAAAUUUGAAUUUCCGGCUUGUUGUUCAUGUGCCCUGUACAAAAUUAAAAAUUGAUUGAAAGAGGAGUUGGAAUUUAAUUUUGAAUUAAUGAUAGUUUUGAUCAAUAAAAAUUGGGAUCAAAUGAUUUUCGUUAGAUAAUCUGUUUAUAUAUUAGAUGCUCUUCUCAAAGAGCAUUCAAUAUGCUCUAAAUAUUUGAUUAAACUGUAUUUUCUUUCAUGUAUGACAUAGUUUUA